Messenger RNA from Helianthus annuus (common sunflower), 963 nucleotides. RefSeq lists its product as uncharacterized. The transcript is spliced from 7 exons. Lineage: Eukaryota; Viridiplantae; Streptophyta; Magnoliopsida; Asterales; Asteraceae. The record is from RefSeq and is a predicted model, not a curated record. The coding region runs from base 1 to 513 and encodes 170 amino acids.
AUGGGUAUGUGGUUAUCGGGUCGGGUAUCACCUAAUCUUGUAACCGACUCAUACCCGCGAAAACUUCUAAAGCUAAUCCUAUGCCCGGCCCAAUACCCGUCGGGUAUCGGGUAUACUGGUUCCGUUUGUAUCGGGUAUACCGCCUUGCCUUAUCUUUGCUUCGUAAUUCGUAAAUACACAUAUGCGUUACAUGUGAGCGCAGGGGAUCUCCAUCGCUUCACCGCCCGGGCACCCGCCGUCACCGUCGCUAAUUUCCGUAACCACCGGGAGGUAGAUCGGCGUGGUUGCGUAAACGACGUCGUACUCGCAUCAACCAGGCAAUCGUCAAAGUCAACUAACUCUGGUAUUGUUGAAGAUAAAGUGAAGAAGAAGAAGUGCUCAAAUGGCAGAGUUUUGAAGGAGAAGAAUGUCUGUGUGGAGAAAGAACAUCGACUGAGAUGUUACUCAAGCCUCAAGGAGUUGCUCUUGGCAUGUCCUCUAUUAAAGUUGAAAAGCAGUGGCAGAUGCACUUGAAACAGGACUCCAAAUGAUGAAAGGCAAAGUAAACGAAAUGUUAGCAGAAUUGACGCUUUCAGUUCUCUCUUCAUCUACACGGGCCCUCAAUUUUUUAGGUAAUUAAAUAGUUUUGAAUCAAGAACACGAUCAGGGGUGCGUCGUUUCGAUUGUUAAUCGAAUCAAGAGAAGAAGAACCCUAACUGAUUAUUCAUAGAUUGCAAAUUUUGAAGACGCAAAAGAACCAGGUUGCGAUAUGAAUUUGCAAGAGGAUGGGAUUAUGGGGUUUCGAAGAAGGAAACGGAGAGGAAAUGAGGAUGACUUCUGGUUGUGGUAAACUAAACUAGAAUUUACUCUUGUUAUGCUACUACUUACUAGUACAUAUGUAGAUGAAACUUUUGUUAUAUUAUGAAAUUGAUUUUUUUGUCAUCAAUGCACUGCAGUGUCUACAUGUUUGCGACAGUUAUUAAA